Messenger RNA from Gilbertella persicaria, 3060 nucleotides. Its product is annotated as peptidase S8/S53 domain-containing protein. Gene Ontology annotation, molecular function: serine-type endopeptidase activity. Lineage: Eukaryota; Fungi; Mucoromycota; Mucoromycetes; Mucorales; Choanephoraceae. The transcript has 8 exons. Gene Ontology annotation, cellular component: membrane; cell wall. The coding region runs from base 16 to 2763 and encodes 915 amino acids. The record is from RefSeq and is a predicted model, not a curated record. Gene Ontology annotation, biological process: proteolysis.
UUUAUUUAUUUUUGAAUGAAACUCUAUUUACUUGCGAGUGCUUGGUUAUGUGUUUUAUCUGGUGUAUCUACACAACACAAUCCACGACUUGAAUCUCUUCUAUCCAAUCCAAAGUACCGGCCAAAUUCAUUAGGCAAUGUCAUACCAGGUCGAUUUAUUAUUGAAUUUGAACAAGACUAUCAGGGUUCUUCGCUUGAAUUUAUCAAUGAUGUAGAAUCCUUAUUGGAUGAACCCAGUAUACAAGGUCGAGUUAAGAUCCAUAUGGCGCAUGAUUUUAAUUCACAGCCUGCUAUUUUCCGGGGCGUCUCCGUCAGCCUAGAGCAGGAUAACGAACGUAGUCUCCGCAUCCAGUCUGUUCAAGAUUUGGUGGUGCGGAAAAUACUAGAUCAAAGGCGUGUCAAACAUGUCUAUCCAGUGACUGAGAUUGCUCGACCCAAAGUACAGGUGGCUAACAGUUUUGAUGUUUAUGCAGCUAACGGGACAUUGUUGCCACAUGUACCUGAGUUGAACCUUGCUGUGAAUGGACCAAGUCUUCCUUUUAGUCAUGUCAUGGCUCAAGUAGAUCAAGUUCAGACACAAUUGAAAAACAAAGGUGAAGGGGUCCUCGUUGGCAUUAUUGAUUCUGGUAUCGAUUAUCGCCACCCAGCUUUUGGAGGUGGAUUUGGUCCUGGAUUCCCUGUUCAAUAUGGUUAUGAUCUUGUAGGUAAUCAGUAUAGUUCAAGAGAUAUUCAAUCUAGAAAUCAAGGCGAGACUCCUUUAGAUGACUGUGAAGAUGGAAAUGGACACGGUACACAUGUCGCUGGUAUCAUUGCUGCUAAUGAUGCCUUGUUUAACUUUACUGGUGUUGCUCCCAAAGUAACGUUGGGUGCUUGGAGAGUGUUUGGCUGUAAUGGGGCCACAUCAAACGAUAUUGUCAUGAAGGCUCUUAUUGAUGCACAUGACGCAGGCUGUGAUGUGAUAAAUCUUAGUCUGGGAAGUCCAAGUAACUGGGCAGAAGAUCCAAGUUCGAUCGUUGCCAACAGAAUUGCAGAAAAAGGCACAUUUGUGAUUGCUGCUGCUGGAAAUGAAGGUGGCUAUGGUGCAUUUUAUGUAGCAGCACCUGGCUCAUUAUCCAAUGUGGUUGCUGCUGCUUCUGUUGAUAACUUGUACAAUCUUGAACAAGUCGUGACUACAGAAAAUGGCCGAGAAUAUCCUUAUGUUUUGGCAAGCAACACAAAAGAAGUUGCAGCUGGACAACUCGUUGAUUUUGCAGAGAAGGAUUCAACAGCAUGUGAUGGAUCAGAACCGGAUAAGGAUAUUGCAGGAAAACUAGUGCUUAUCAAAAGAGGCAACUGCACAUUUGAUGAAAAAUCAAAUGUGGUUCAAAAAUUUGGUGGUAUCGGUCUUGUCAUUUAUGACAAUCUAGAAGAAGCUAGCUUCAAGCCUCAAGCGAGUGAUACAUCACUACCUAUCUCAGCUAUUCCUCAAAAAGCAGGUGAAGAACUAAAGCAGUACUUUACAAAUAGCACACAAUUUGUUUCCGAAGGAAUACAUAUUGAGUUUGGAAGGUCACUGACGCCCCAAAGUGUAUCCAGUGCUGACAAGAUCUCCAAGUUUUCAAGCGUUGGACCUUUAUAUGACAUGACUGUCAAGCCUGAUUUUGCAGGACCGGGUGGUUAUAUCUUUUCGACGCUACCUCUUGUGAAUGGUGGUUAUGGCGUCUUGUCGGGUACUUCGAUGGCUGCGCCUUUUAUAGCAGGCGCUUAUGCUUUGUUUCUUGAGGCUCAUGGUAAAGAUAAAAGUCCUUUGUUCUUGAAGGAGCAUUUCCAAAAUUACGCUCAGCCUGUGAUGCAAGGUGAUCACUUUGACAAUCCAGUUCGUCAAGGUGCAGGACUCAUUCAGCUAUUUGAUUCGAUUGGACAAUCUGUGCACAUUUCUCCAGCCACGAUUAGUUUUAAUGAUACAGUCAAUAUGAAGCCUGUCUCUUUGACUAUCUCUAAUCCCUCCAACAGAACGGUAUCUUAUUCAAUAAGUCAGAAAGACAGUGUGUCCAUUGCACCUUACAACACUUCGCUUCAAGGAUAUACACCCUUAGCUCCUGCACCUUACACAUCCACACUUGUCAGAGCACAACUUAAUUUCUCAUCGAGCCGUGUGACACUUGGACCUCGUGAAUCAGCCGAAUUGCAUGUCCAAGUAACUGACAUUUUUGGCACAUCUGAACAGGAACCUUUUCCUAUCUAUGGAGGGUUUGUUCAGUUUUUACCAGAUGAACAUGCCACUGAAUUCAAGCCAAUCCAUGUUCCUUUUAUUGGCACCCAGGGCUCAUUAGCAGAACUUCCUAUUUUUGAUGAAAGCUAUCCUCAUCUGAUGGUUACCAAUACAACUCGAUUCUUUAGACGAAUUUUGGACGAUGGCACAAGACUAAGUGGGCUUGUGAUGGACCGCUCACGAAGAGCAUCAUCGUUUGUCACUUCAGUUUUCAGGCUCUUGACUGGCACGCCUCAGAUGGUCACUGAAGUACUAAAUAUCAAUAAGACGGUAAUUGGUACUUUUUCUCACGAAGAGUUCCUUGCAAGAAACACACUUGAUGAUGAUGACUAUAUCUUCACAUCACGUUGGAAUGGCACCUUGGUUCCUUUGGCUGAUGGUAUAAUAGAUAACUCGGUCGUGCUUGAUUCUGGCUAUUAUUAUCUACGAUGGAAAGCUCUCAAGCUAAUGUCGAAUGCUUCUGAUCCAAACGGCUGGGAGAUAAGAGAUUCUUUACCUAUUCAUAUUUUAUAAAAAAAAAGAAACUUGGAUCAUACAGCUGAUAUCUCAUACCUCUUUGUUAAACUAUGUUUCUCAAACAGCCUCACAUAAAUCAAUGAACAGCCAGAUGCAGCAAAAAAGCAUUGUUUAAGCUCGCUAGAAAAGAAUGAAAUAGAUAAAUCACAUCUUUAUUGAUUUCAUAUACUUGAUAUGUUUCUAAUCCUCAACUAGUGUCUUUUUUAAGUGUCAGGUUUAUUAUUUAGUCUUGAUUCAUGAACAGACUUACAAUUCGUUUUUGAAUAAAACUGACAAAUGUAAUGGUUCCACCAG